Molecule: messenger RNA, 441 nt
Organism: Debaryomyces fabryi
Lineage: Eukaryota; Fungi; Ascomycota; Pichiomycetes; Serinales; Debaryomycetaceae
Exons: 1
Coding region: 1-441 (146 amino acids)
Biological process (GO): regulation of lipid metabolic process
Cellular component (GO): mitochondrion
Source: RefSeq, a predicted model, not a curated record
AUGAGUGGGCUUACGUUGAAAUUCACAUCUUUGUUGAUUCGGACGGUGGCGAAGCCGAUAUCUAACUCGAUCAAGGCCCAGGCAAAGGAACAUGAACACUUUCGUCGCAAUUGUAUACGAUUUGCCCAAAUGAUGCACCACGCCGAUUUGAAGAUGAGAAUGAACUUAUUGGGGGAAAAGAAGAUCAAGAUUCGUCCGUUGAACGACAACAAGGCCAUUGAGAAGGGUGCCAACUUUUUGAGUGAGAUGUUUGUAUUUUCGGUGGCGGGGUCGUUAAUAUUCUACGAAUCGUACCGAAGCAGAAAGAAGACGAAUCUCGAGAAAUCCAAUGUCCAGGACGACAUAACGUUCCUCCAGGACGAGAUUGUUGCCCUCCAACAAGAAUUAGAAGACGUGAAAUCAAAGCUCGCCAACAAGCCAGCAGAUGCAUCUGGUAAGUAG